Etheostoma spectabile (orangethroat darter) is the source of this 2499-nucleotide messenger RNA. RefSeq names its product poly(rC)-binding protein 3. Lineage: Eukaryota; Metazoa; Chordata; Actinopteri; Perciformes; Percidae. The transcript has 13 exons. Gene Ontology annotation, molecular function: RNA binding. The coding region runs from base 367 to 1350 and encodes 327 amino acids. The record is from RefSeq and is a predicted model, not a curated record.
UGACACCAAACAGUACGAAAAACAGUAUCGCAACGCAGCAAGUAAAAGGGUGCUCUUUGAGGAUGCCAGUCGCUUUCGUUUCAUCAUAUAAUUUUGAGAAGUGUCACGUGUUCCUCUGGUUGCUCAUGUGACCCUGCGCUACAAACCAAUAGAGUGGCACCGUUAGUCCUGGGCAGAGCGAAGAGGAAAAAAAAAUCAUUUUCCCUUUGCGAUUUUUAAUCUUGCAACGCCAAAAGUGGACGUCAUCUACUGUAUCCUGCGCUACAUAAAGGUGACCGGUUGGCUGACUCCCACCAUCACACUCGCGUUGGCCCUUGAACUCCUCUCUCACGUGACCACGCCCCUUCCUUCACAUCCAAUCCCGACAUGGAGCCCAUUAAGGUCCAAUCAGAAGGUGGACUGAAUGUGACCCUCACCAUCAGGCUGCUGAUGCACGGCAAGGAGGUUGGAAGCAUCAUAGGAAAGAAAGGAGAAACUGUGAAGAAAAUGCGAGAAGACAGUGGUGCCCGCAUCAACAUCUCCGAGGGGAACUGCCCUGAACGGAUAGUCACAAUCACCGGGCCAACAGAUGCUAUUUUCAAGGCCUUUGCCAUGAUAGCCUACAAGUUUGAGGAGGAUAUAAUCAACUCUAUGAGCAACAGUCCAGCCACCAGUAAACCCCCGGUAACCCUGAGGCUCGUUGUGCCGGCCAGCCAGUGUGGCUCCCUCAUUGGCAAGGGAGGCUCCAAAAUCAAAGAAAUGAGAGAGUCCACAGGGGCUCAGGUCCAGGUUGCAGGUGACAUGCUCCCCAACUCCACCGAGAGAGCAGUGACCAUCUCAGGGGCCCCCGAAGCCAUCAUCCAGUGUGUCAAACAGAUAUGUGUGGUGAUGCUAGAGUCCCCACCGAAAGGUGCCACCAUCCCCUACCGCCCCAAGCCUGCCUCCACCCCUGUCAUUUUUUCAGGUGGCCAGGCCUAUACCAUUCAAGGACAGUACGCCAUCCCACAUCCAGACUUGAGCAAGCUCCACCAGUUGGCUAUGCAGCAAACCCCCUUUACCCCCCUCGGACAGACCACCCCUGCCUUCCCCGCAGGUCUGGAUGCCAGUAACCAGGCCAGUACUCAUGAACUCACCAUUCCCAAUGAUCUAAUAGGCUGCAUAAUCGGACGCCAGGGAACCAAAAUCAACGAGAUCCGUCAGAUGUCUGGGGCGCAGAUCAAAAUUGCUAACGCUAUGGAAGGGUCAUCGGAGCGCCAGAUCACCAUCACAGGGACCCCCGCCAACAUCAGCCUGGCCCAGUACCUCAUCAAUGCAAGGUUCAGAGACGUGGCGGCCAUGUGGAAUGACCCAUCUUCCAUGACCACAUCCUGAGAUCCCUGACUGGCUCCUCCGUUUGGCCCUUUCCAAUGACUGACUACCGCAGACAACCCUGAUGAAGCCCUUCGGACUCUGGCUCUGGCUCUCCGAAAACCCUGACCGCCUCCCCGCCCUGGUUCAAAGUUAUUUAUACGUCAGGGAUGGUUGGGCGCUCAUUUUUAUUUCAGAGAGCCAAAUUAAGUUAACAAAAAAAAAGAAAUUCUCUGUUGAUUAGGUUUUUUAGAGAACUGUUGAAGCAUGUUGAAUGUUUAUUAGGAACAACUUGUGUUAAUAUUUCUUCUUUUUCUCUCUAUUGCUUUCUCUCUGUCAGUGCUGCGUCAUAGAACAUCAUAUAAAAGUAUAAAAAGUACUUGUAAAAAGGUCAAGAAUCUUUGUAGAACAUAGUUAUUUGCGUAUUACAGCUGCGCAGUGAUGCUAUCGGCAGAGUGUGUGGUGGGAUGUAGCCAAAUUAUCAAAUUUUGAUAAUAUAUUUUCAAAAGAAAAAAAAUUGGACCGUUCUGCUUUUGUCCUAAUUUGCAUCUUUGUCUACUUACAAAUCCAAUCUCUACCCAUGACUCUCUGCUGCAUCACAUGACCCUUUUAAGCCAAUGGUAUCACUCCUAGAGCCUCCCUUCUCGUGUUAACUUCCUAUAUUUACAUUAUUGCUUACAUUGCAUGUUUUCAAUGUCGUAUUGUUGUGCAUUUGAGUAAAACCUGUUCAGUGUCUUCAACGUUAUUAUAUCUCCUGUUCUUUUCCGCAAACGUUUUCAGCAUUUUUGGCCAUUCACGUCUAGUCCUACUCCCUGCCCAAAUGGAAAACUUUCCGACAUAGCCUUCUUCUAUCAACACCGAUUAUUAGUAUAUAGAUGCAUGAAUGGGAAUUCGUGAAUAACAGUGGCUAAAACAUUAACUGAACAUUUAAAUGAUUGUUUACUAACUUAUUAUUAUACUGUAUUUGUUUUGUACAAGGAGUAUUGUGAUUUAGCACAAUAGUCGACUACGCGGCGCUCAUGCAAUAGACUAUUCAACACUUUACUCUGGACUGCCUCUGAAAUGGGAGGAAUUAGUUGGACUUAAAAGCCAAGUGUUGCGUCCGAACCUUUCGGCUUCCUUCCCUCGUCUCCGACAUGUUUUUGGGUGCUUGUGAAAGCUUUUAGUGUGAGC